This is a messenger RNA of Caretta caretta (loggerhead turtle), 4368 nucleotides long. RefSeq names its product purinergic receptor P2Y2 (gene P2RY2). Gene Ontology annotation, biological process: blood vessel diameter maintenance; positive regulation of mucus secretion; phospholipase C-activating G protein-coupled receptor signaling pathway. Lineage: Eukaryota; Metazoa; Chordata; Testudines; Cheloniidae. Gene Ontology annotation, cellular component: plasma membrane. The record is from RefSeq and is a predicted model, not a curated record. Gene Ontology annotation, molecular function: G protein-coupled purinergic nucleotide receptor activity; A1 adenosine receptor binding; G protein-coupled UTP receptor activity.
CUUCUGCACCAGCACGCCUCCUCUGCUCGCCAGUAGGCUUGCAAGAGCUGUGAAAGCAGUAAGAGUUCUCCCUUCCCAAGCAAAGGAUGAGCUUGCCUCGACAGGCAGGCACUGGUAGAAGCUGCUGCUGCUCCCUGUGUGUAGGCUCUCACAAAUCAGGAAGGAGGGGAAAGUGACAGAGAAACAAUAACACCAAAAACUCCUCCAAAACAGCUGAUGAUGAAAGUGACCAGGAAGAAAGCAACUUGAAGGCAGCAGCGGGAGGAGGACAACGAUUUUCCAAGAAACCUGGAACAGCAAAUCUGAUGAACCUAGACCCUUCAGCUGAAAGUGAAGAGCAUAAACCACGGCAGAUGGAGCUAAAGAGCUGACCCUCUGAACCAGCCGCUGCAGUAGGCUUGUAGCCUCUGGCCAUCAGGCACAUAGAAAAACACAUAACUAGAGGAGAAGAUAAACACUGCUUGGGAGAGGAAGGAAGAGGACGACCUGGCAUUCUGCUGUCAUGGCCUGGCUCCACUGAUCGGUCCAACCACGCUAUUUAAGCCGGAAGGAGGCACAGGAAGUUUGUCCGAGCAACAAGGACCUUCCUCUGGAGAACAUUAGGCUAACUACUCAAGUGCUUCAGCACGACAAUUGCAGCUGUGUCUGUGGGCUGCUGCAGAGAGCCAGGCAGAUGCCUGUGGAGAAGUAGUCUGCUACGCGCCAGCGGAUCUGAAGUCAGGAGACAGUCGACAGAUCCUGAUCUCAGGUGCAAUGGUGUCGAUACAGAAUAACUCCUACCUGUCUAGGGCAAUGGAGAACUUUAUGGUUCUGCGCUCCUGGAACACGAGCGCCAACUCAUCCACUGUGGACUGCAGCGUGGAAGACAACACGUACAAGUGCAAAUUUGACGAGGAGUUCAAGUACAUUCUGCUGCCCGUCUCCUACGGCAUCGUGUGCGUGGUGGGGCUGUGCCUCAACCUGCUGGCCCUCUACGUCUUCCUCUUCAGGAUCAAGACCUGGAACGCCUCCACCACGUACAUGUUCAACCUGGCCGUGUCCGACACGCUCUACGUGGUUUCCCUGCCCUUGCUGGUGUAUUACUACGCCAAGGGGGACAAUUGGCCUUUCAGUGUGGGCUUGUGUAAAAUAGUCCGUUUCCUGUUCUACACCAACCUCUACUGCAGCAUCCUCUUCCUGCUCUGCAUCAGUGUCCACCGUUUCCUGGGCAUCUGCUUCCCGCUGAAGUCACUGCAGUGGGGCCGUGUCCGCUACGCGCGGAGGGUGUCAGGGGUCGUCUGGUUGGUCAUAAUCACGUGCCAAUCACCGGUGCUCUUCUUUGUCACCACCAGUGUGAGGUGCAAGACUAUCACCUGCCACGACACGUCGAGCAAGGAGCUCUUCGGCCAGUUCGUCAUCUACAGCUCGGUGAUGCUGGUGCUGCUGUUCUGCAUCCCUUUCCUGACCAUCAUCGUGUGCUACUACCUGAUGGCUCGGAAGCUGCUGCAGCCCACCCGGGGGACCUCCAGGAGGUCUAAGUCCAAAAAGAAGUCAGUCAAGAUGAUCAUUGUUGUCCUGGUGGUCUUCAUCAUCUGCUUCCUUCCUUUCCAUGUCACUCGCACCUUGUACUACUCCUUCCGGAGCUGGGACCUUAGCUGCGGGACCCUUAAUGCCAUUAACUUAGCCUACAAAGUGACCAGGCCCUUAGCUAGCACCAACAGCUGCCUGGAUCCCAUUUUGUACUUCUUAGUAGGCCAAAGGUUUGUGAAGUUCGCAGGCAACAAAAUGCCAGUGAAAACUCCAAACCGAACGGCCCUGAAGGUAACUCCCACCAGCAACACAGGAACCAGCAACAACCUAGAUAUGAUAGCCAAAAUGUGAAAUCCCAGCCUGCUACAUUUCUGUCCACUGUCCUACCACAUUGCAGACUAUUCUGUCUCCAUGGUGGAAGGACUUCUCCACCGUGUGUAGGGGAGUCUGGCAUGUGGCCAUUAUGCAUGUGUAACCCACUGGUGAGUCUGUUACAGGUCCCACUCUGCACUGAGUUACAGAGGGUCUGAGUUUUUGCAGCCCCCAGCUACAGAGGCAUGACUCGUUAGCUAAUGCUGCACCAGCUCUUGCUUUUUGCUCUGAAGGUCCUACCUGUGGUGGGUCAGCCAAGGUGACGGCUGUCACCCAUUGGGUUGAUUCCCUAGGCUUCAGGCGUUGAUGCUUGAGCAGGAAUGGCUCAACAAGAUACACCUGUGUGUAUGUCACCAGUUUAAUGACCUUGUGGAACUAAGGUGCUGCUUCAAUGAUAUAUUGUAAUCCCAUAUGCAUGUCUUCGUUCAGCUCUGAAACCCAAAUACUCCUCCUCCAAACCCGCUCCUCUCUCUGAUACGGAAUGGUGUCUAUCCAGGAGUGAGAAAAGACUACCUGCUGCAUGGUGGUCAGGCCAAAGAAGUGACAAGCAUGCUAAAAGAAUAAUAGCCGUGCUAAAAGUUCAUACUGGUUUUUCUAAAACAAAUUUUUUCAAAAAAAAACCCCAAACCCGAACCCACCUGUCGAUAUUAUUGAAAUGUUCUGCCUUUCACGACAUUUUCUGCCAUAUUUUCUGUUGAUGUUUUUAUCAAGAAAUUAUUGCAAUCGGCAAGAAAAGCAGUGCGUGAAAAAUGCCGAUAAUUAUUUUGAUAAAAAUUUCAAUCCGAAUAUUGACUUAAAAUAUCUCCGAAAAUGGAGCUCUGGGAAAUGGAAAAGACUUUGAUGUUUUUCACAAAAUCAUUUCCCCAUUUUUCAUCCAGUGCAUCUAUUGGGGAAGUUUUUAUCAUUCAUAUUAGGGAUGUGAGACUUUUCGCCUCACUCCAAGCCGGGAGGAUGACUCAUCAGAAAAGUAGUUAAACUCUGCAAAGUCUUUUCCUCCUGGGUGAAUGUUUAGCACAAGAAAGGAAAGUAAGUAAAUUAUAGGCAGAAAGGAAACAGAAAAACUCCCCAGCAAGGGGUUCUACCCACUUUUAUGGGUUGCCUGACCUUCCCAAAGGCAAUAGCCCUCCUCUGUCUCCCGAGUGUUUGCUCUCAUAGCUUUUCUCCAGAGAGCACUGCUUGUUCACCAGGCACGGGAUAGUGCUGCCCUACCCUGUCACACCCAAAUUCUAAAGGCUUUUCGAAAGCCAUAAGGCCUCCAAAGUGCAGCUUUUACUAAUUGCCCAAUACUGACUUUAAUUUUGGGUGGGGUUUCUUUUUAUCCUUUCCCUAGUGAUUCAUCUUUCCUGAGAAAGCGAUAAGGCCUUUCAUGAUAUAGCUGGCCAGGCAAUCCGGGGCUGGUGUGUAAGCUCCAUCUACACUGCCAUUUAUGUUGGCAAAAUUUUAUGUCGCUUGGGGGUGUGAAAAAACCACGCCCCCUGAGCGACAUAAAUUUCGCUGGCGUAAGUGGCAGUGUGCCCAGCCCCAUGUCAGCGGGAGAGUUUCUCUCACUGACAUCGCUGCUGCGGCUCAUUGGGGGUGGUUUAAUUGUGUGACGGGAGCGCUCUGUCCUGUCGGCACAGAGCGGCUACACGAGAGACCUUACAGCGGCGCAGCUGCAUCGGUACAGCUGUGCCACCGUGAGCUCGCUAGUGUAGACGUGGCCUAAGCAACUAGAUGUACAGCAGCUGGGAAACGUUCUAGCAUGGAGGCAACAGCACGCUGCAACUUUUAGCAAUUUGCCAGGAGCUGCAGCUAAUUGAGAAAGGGCCCAAUUCUGCCACUUUUACUCAGUACUGAGCCUGACUCAACCAUGGGCCAGAUCCUCAGCUGGUGUAAAUCAGUCUGGCAUUAUUAAAGCCAAUGGUCCUCGCUAGAAAAUUAGGCAGUGUGGGAACACGACCGAGAGGAGUCAGGUUAAGUAACAUGAUGUUAAACCCUACUUUGUAGUCAGUGGGCUUGUCUUCACUGCCAAGUUAUAACGUGAGUGUUGCCCCUAACUCGAAUCCUGCCUACACACGCAAACCCUUAGCUCCAGUGUGGUGGUGCUUUUAACUCGAGUUUGCUGGCCUAUUAGGGCGUAGGAGCUAAAGCUUGAGUUAGUGCAACUCAUCAGCUGCCAACAUGACCACUUAAGUGUGGAUGCAGGCUAGUCCCACUUGAGGGUGACCAGUCCUCCAAUGCCUUCCCACAAUUCCAUCAGUGUGCCCAGUAAGGACAGACCAGGCCAGCCACAAUUCACUGGGAAAGAACUCAUAGAGUGGCUCGGCUUACAGGAGUGCAAAGAACCGUGGGAUAUGACCCGAGAAGUCUUAGCACCACACACGAGUGAGUGCAACGCCAAUGUGAACACAAACGGAACAGGAGGACUUGUGGCGCCUUAGAGACGGACCCAUUUAUCUGAGCAUGAGCUUUCGUGAGCUACGGCUCGCUUCAUCGGAUGCAAGCCCU